This is a messenger RNA of Mya arenaria, 8703 nucleotides long. RefSeq names its product zinc finger E-box-binding homeobox 1-like. Bases 193 to 3693 code for a protein of 1166 amino acids. Gene Ontology annotation, molecular function: DNA-binding transcription factor activity; RNA polymerase II cis-regulatory region sequence-specific DNA binding. Gene Ontology annotation, biological process: regulation of transcription by RNA polymerase II. The transcript has 7 exons. The record is from RefSeq and is a predicted model, not a curated record. Lineage: Eukaryota; Metazoa; Mollusca; Bivalvia; Myida; Myidae.
UGAAUUUUUUGUGCCACUGGGGAUUUUAUGAUUUUAAAACUUUUACAAGUCUCUUUGUUGCAUUGCUAGUGUUGCUUCAUUUUUCCAGCGCACUUAAAUGAAUGUGAAUGUGUUUUUACUUAAAAAGACAUAAACAUUACAAAACAUUACGGAUAUUAAAACUGUAACAAUAUUACAUAUAUUUUUCGUGAAAUGAUGGAUGUCAUACAAAGUUUUAACUAUGCAAUGAACAGACUUUUCAACAAUGAUCGGCUGCAGUGUUGGAAUUAUUAUCACCAGUUUAAUUCUAUGUUGGAGAAUGGGGAAGAAGGAGAGGAAGCAGAUGAUACUUCCCUUGACAACAACAAGAACAAAAUAGUGCAAACCCCUGGCGACAGCUACCAUGGUGAUGACACAGAAGCUGACCUUCCUAGCAACAAGGAUGAAACUGAGGUCAAGGACACCAAAAUGACUGCUGACACAAAAACAAACUCAUUUGUCACUCCUGAGGAGAAAGUUGCUGCAAUCCUUAGAGAGAUCAAAAGUGCAGCACCUGAUUCCACAACAAGCAACCCAGCCAGCCACCGAGGUCGACAGAGUGAGGAGGCACGUAUUGCCGAGCUGCUGAACCGGGGUGAUACUGCUGUAAUCUACCCUGAACCUGUGAGUGAUACCGAGGAACAGGCGAACAAUGAAGAAGCUGGCAGCGAGGAGGAAGAGAUUGUCCUCAAGUGUAUGCACUGUCCCCAGACAUUCUUGCGUGCUAUAAUCCUCCGUGACCAUAUGCGCGAUGUUCAUGCAGACAAACCCCUCAAGUUCAUGUGCCCAAAAUGUGAUGAGACCUUCCACCAGAAGUCGCAGCUCGACAAGCACCUGACCCUCCACUCCCCAACAUCACAGGUGUGCGCAGUGUGUAACAAGACAUUUGCGAACGUGUACCGCCUGCAGCGUCACAUGAUCAGCCACAACGAGAGCACCGACCUUCGCAAAUUCAAGUGUCCUGAAUGCGGCAAGGCCUUCAAGUUUAAACACCAUCUCAAGGAGCAUGUGCGCAUCCACAGUGGCGAGAAACCGUUCGUUUGUCAGAACUGCGGGAAGCGAUUUUCUCACUCUGGUUCCUUCUCCUCCCACACAACUUCCAAGAAGUGCUGGGGCUUAUCAGCAACACGCGGACGGGACAGCUCCACAUCCCAGGGGUCUGGACAUCAUACGCAGUCAGGCCUUCAGGGGCAGUCAGUGGUGGGUUCGAGCCAGAAGACUGGUGGAAACCACAUGCUGACACAGUUUUCAAGACCGUCCAUGUCAUCGGCUCCAGUGUCACUGCCUCAGCACUUCCUGCAUCAUCCAUACAGUGCCACACAGAAGGGGAUCUCACCAUUCUUCUACCCUCCACACAUGCUUGCCACUUCUGACGGCUUCCUACACCCAAUGUAUUCUACGAUGCAUCAUCCACUUGCCUCCCACAUGACAGGAUUGCCUGGCCUAGCAGGGAUGAAGCCCAGCGAUGGAAAGGACCGCAGCAGUGCCUCCCCACAUCCUUCCCUGUCCAGCCUAUCAUCAGCUAGAUCUACACGCUCUAUGUCCCCUCACAGCCAAUCAACACGCAGCUUCUCUCCACAAAGUCACUCGGGACGAUCUGUGUCACCAGGAAGUGUUUUUAGCUCACCCCCACCUACUCCAUCGAGACGCAGCAUGACCCCCGGUGCACAGACCAAACAAGAAGUGGUCACACCAAGCAGGGCCAGUACAUCAUCUGGAAACGAGCAGAUCUCCCCUGAUGUUAACUCCAACACCAAACUGCUGAACUGCAUUGAAGUUUCAAGCCCUGAAUCUACAUCCACUGAGAAGAACGAAGCUGUCUCUGUGAAUGUUGUUAUUAAAACUGAUGGCACUGGAUGUAAUGAAGUGGACACUACCAUGAAAUUGGAUGACCACAGUGACAAACCGCGACAACAGAGUGAUGGACAGAAACAAUACUUGUGUCAGCACUGCAAUGAGACGUUUGAGAACCCUAUUACCCAGCACCAGCAUGAGCGCUACCUCUGUAAGCAAAACAAAGAUGUGGUUCAUCAUCGUUCCCACCUUGAGCCUUGCCAGUCACCACAUAGCACUGUGUCAGACAUCAGCCAUGUUGAGUCUACAACUAAUGGCAGCAUUGGUCAUGCCUCAGAUGAUGAAGAUAUCGAGGAGAUGUACAAGGACGAUGGUUCGGUAGAUGAGAAGAGUAUGAGAAUUCGCACGCAGUUCACUGAAGAUCAGCAGACGUAUCUAAAAUCCCAGUAUCUGGUGAACCCAAGGCCUAAGAAGUUUGAACUGAUCAGGAUGGGGAACAAGAUCGGAUUUCCGAAGCGAGUGGUGCAAGUAUGGUUCCAAAACAUGAGAGCAAGAGAGAGAAAGUUUGGUCGCGAGCCCGCUUUCAGCAUGCAGGCACAUGAGAGAGACAUCUGCAGAUCACCUACGUACAUUCCAAAUGUUCCAAAACCAUUUCCGAAUCUCCUGACCAAAGCCGCUGCCCCCUUGUCUACCAGUCAGUCCCGGACAACAAGACCAGGCGAGACCCCACUAGACCUAAGUGUACGAAAGUCUCCACCUCUGGCCCAUGGGGGUAGCUCAUCUCGACAGACCUCACCUGAGAGCACUGACGAUACACAGGCACUCAACCUAAGCAUGAAACGCGAACAUUCUGAAGAGAAACAGACCACUGAGGAGAAAACUGAAAAACCAAGUGAUGCAAGCCAGAAAACCUUUGAAGAUUCCCCAAUCUUCAAGUACAUGCAGCAGGAGGGGAUGUUCAUGAAUGCCCAUCUGUCCGGGUCUCUGUCUCCCAGCCUCGCUCUAUCCAUGCAGUCCCAACUAAUGCAGCAACAGAUGGCCUCGGUCCUGAAGCUACCGCAGUACAAGCCUAACACCAACAGCGAAACCACACCUGCUUCAAGCAACUCCAGCCUACUCUUCAACACUGCAGCAAAAUUGUCAGCAAGUUCAGCCUGCUCCACUUCCCCGUCCUACACUGGCGAUGCAAUGAUCAGCUCCUACGCCACAAGCAUUCCGCUCUCUCGGCCAAUCAUGGCCCAUUCUGAACUUCCAUUGGAUGGUAGCGAUCCUGGUCACCAUGACAACUCUUACCCACACUCUCUAGCAACCCACAAUCUUGCAACACUCGCAGAGGCUGCCCAGCAAGCUGCCAACAUCAUGUCAAACAAACCUAAACGCAUGCGCAAGAAGACGUGGAGACAGGUAGAUUGCUAUAUGGAAGCAGAAGAGGUACAGCUCGAUUUUGAUGAUUCGCAGUCAACAGAUGAUGACCAGCCAUCGAAAAAGAAGCGUAAAUCUUGGAAGGGUCAUCGCGUGGACCGAGAUGAGGGCAUGUAUGCGUGUGACCAGUGUAACAAGCUCUUCAGCAAACAGUCCUCCCUCGCCAGGCAUAAAUAUGAACACUCGGGUGCUCGGCCAUUCGCCUGUGACCUGUGUGAGAAAUCAUUCAAGCACAAACAUCACUUGACAGAGCACAAACGUCUUCACAGUGGCGAGAAACCGUUCCAGUGUCGGAAAUGCGGGAAGCGAUUCUCUCACUCAGGAUCGUUUUCUCAGCACAUGAACCACCGCUAUAACUACUGCUCCCCUAACAAGCCCCUGAGCCCAUCAGCCGAUCCCUCGCACCAUGGCAGUGACCUUGACCUUGAUCAGGAUAUGAGCUCACAGGAGUCAAACUAACAAUACAGUGAUGGGAAAGUGGCUUUAAAUGUUAUUGUGAAGUAUGAAGCGCUAUUUCAAGUAAGUGUUGGUCACCCCAUAUGGUGGAAAGAGAUAGGGUUGCCUGAACAUUAGAAGAAUGUGACCUUCACACUAACAGGGUGUGCUUGACCUCAUGUGAGGAUUGUGCUUAAAUUGUGACUCUUGUCAUGGUGGUGAACUAAGAAACAGCAGUUUUCUGAUAGAUAUGCAAAUCUUAUCAAGAUUGAAGAUUGUGUUGUUUAAACAUGCUUUUUACUUGUUUGAGACUAAAUAAUGUAUUUUUUAUUAUUCUGUUUAUCUGAUAUCUGACAGAAAUCCUAGAUCUAUGUCUUGUUCUGUUUUAAGGUGUAUCUUCUGUAUGCACCUGUAUGUAGUAGCUAUGUGCUAUAUGAAGCCUUGUUUCAGUGCUUUUACUUUUUGUGCUUAGAGCUUUAAGAGAAAAAUGAACAUGUGCUGAUAUUUAAACCAAACCUCAGUUUGUGGUGCUUCCCGCCAAAUAGGCAAAAUCUCCCAGAACUGUUAGUGCUUUGAAACUGUAUAGAAAUGUAUCUCUUGCAAGCACUUUGUAUGAUAAUAAAUAUUCUGUCUCUGAAUAAGAGAACAUUCCUUGAUAAUGCUCCUGUUCAGGAUUAAAUGUUAGUGUACAUUGAUAAACUUGUAUUUUUUGUAAUCAUUUUUUGCAUAAUGAAGUUUAUCUCAUGUAUGUUUGGGACCAUCUUUAGUGUAAGAUAUCUGAUAUUUUUUUUAUGAAAUUGUCUUGCCAAUGUAUAUGUCGGAAAAUGUUUGUAUUAUUUUUGCUCUUUUAUGUAUAUAUUUGUCUCAUCGUUAAAGAUACCUUUUCUUGUCAUUUAUUAGAUUCUAGACCUAGAUAGCUACCUGAUAUUGAAUACUCAAGUAUGUUUGUAGAGUUUUCACCAUUUGACAUCUGUUAAGUUUUACAAAUACAAAUUUUCCCCCAAGGGGUGCAACCAGAAAAUUAAUCAAUGAAAUUUGAGAUAUAACAUGAUAGGUAAGAUAAUUACAUGACAUGUUGUCUUCCGCAAUACUAAGUAGAUUUCACAUUGUUAAAUAUUUUAGAACAGGACCCUCAAGUUCUCAAAACAUCUGGCCCCAAUUUCUCAAAACAUCUUAAGUCCCUUAUAACAGGAUUAAGCUAAACUCACUAUUUUUGUUGUUCUAUAAUAUGCGUUAUAUUUACUUCUUACUGACUUCUGAGAGUUUUAAUAAAUUAUAUAAGAAAAAUCUGUAUGCUAAUUAGAAGAAAACAUUUUUCAUUUUCAAAAUCCAUUAUUAGUAUGUAUUUUGGCUAAUUGAAAUAAGCGACUUAAGCCUGUAAAGCUUAAGAAGUUUGGAGAAAUUGGGGCCUGAAGUCCAUAGUAACAGGAUUAAGCUAAGCUCAAUAUGUUUGUUAAUGGAAAUAUCUACGUAAUAUUUACAUUCUUUUUAGAGAAUUGUUAUUACACAGUGCAUUAGAAUAAUAUGUCUAGUCGAGAAUUUAGAUGAUUUUCUGUAUAUUUGGUUCUAGUCAAAUGGGAUUAUUUGCAAUAAUUAUAUGUCUGGUUUUAAAAUUGCUAGUCAUAAAUAUUGCAAUAGUAAACAUUUCUGGUCACAUUUGUUUUCUGUCUGUCAGGACAGUUUUUGUUUGUUUUCUGUCUAUCCUGAACAGUUAUUACUCAAUGACUUGUAGUACUAUAAGGUUUUGUUUAAUCAUUAAAUUCAAAAUCAUUGAAAAGGUUUUAGUUUCUGAGAUACACAAAUCAAACGUAGUGUAAUGUUAACAUCAUUGAUAACUUAAGCAAAUCCAUGAAUUUUAGGGCUAAAUUGUUGAUGUUUUUGUUGAAUUUGUUUUUGUUUAAAAACCAGUAUUAAGAAAUCCAGUUUGGGCUAUAGUGCCAUUUACGCAUAAUUUUUAUCUUAUAUAUGAUAUUGACGUAAUAAACCAUUACUGUCUUCCAUUUUUUGUAUCACAUGAUAUUCAUGUGGACAACAAUUCAGCGUUCUUCCAAAUGUACAGAGCUUCCUGAGUAUUUGUGUGUAGAAGUAGUUUUUUGUCGUGAAAUCGUCAAGUGUUUCUUCCAAGUUGCCACAUUAACUAACUCAGUAUUUGUUUUCCGAUUAUGUAUUUAAUCCAAUGUGCCAAUGGAUAUGUUCGAUUUUAGUAAUUUUAAUGCCAUUUUUGUAAUACUUUUUAUAUUUUCUUUGUUUUGUCUGCUUACCAAAGAAUCUCAACAGUUUGUGCCAAGUAAACUAAGAUUUUAUGCUAAGACUUACAAUCAAAAAUGAUACUAUUUUAUUACCAUUAGUUAACAUUGUUAUUAAUGGAAUUUCUGCAUGCACAACACAAUGUGAGAAAUCCAUUUGAGAAAUCCAUUUGUGUCUCUUCAUGUUUCAUUUGUUUUAAGUGAUUUAUGAUAUUAUAUGAUCCACUCAGUCAGUGGUGUUUGGAGAUUAUGUUGCAGUAUGUGUGCAUGUUGUACAACUAGUUGUUCUUGUCCUAGAAUACUUCCUGUUCUCUAAUAUUUUAUCUUUUUAAGGAUUUUUGCAUUAUUUUGAUGAAAAUGAAACAAUAUUACCAUGAAAAUGUUAUUCUAAAUCAAAGAUUAAAUUAGAUAUGCUUUUCGAACAAGAAUUUAAUAACACAUCAACUUUCCUUGUAGUUAAAACAGUUACAUUUUGCAUUGUCUUGUACAAAUUUGAACAAUUUUCCUUUUUCGAUUUCAAGUAUCCAGUUUGUUUUGUAUGUAUGUGUGUACAUAUUGCCUGUGUAGUUUAGUGCUAACAUAGACUAGUAAAGCUAACAAUUUUGUAUUUCUUUUUCAAACGGUCGGGAGUCAAACAUAAAACAUUUCUCCACGAUUAUUCCAUUUGUGCCAAAGUACUCUUCAGUAUUCUACUCAGUCAAUGAUGGAGUCUGAAUGUGCCAACUGUGUAUAUGUGUUUCCUGCAUGUUGUAUAUGUCUCUGUGUUUGUAGUUUUUGCACUAAAUAGUAGUUUUAAUUCUUUUGUUUGUAGAACUUAGUAAAUUGCGUGUUUUGUUUACACCUGAUAAUGAUACAGAAUAAUCGCACUGUUGAUAUGUUACACUUGUGUAAAAAUAUAUGUAAAAAAUGUCCAAGUAUUUUCAAACAUCACUGACUGGUUGAUUGAUUUAUCGUUUAAUCAAAUAUGAUUGGUGAUUUCAUGUAUUCCUUUCCCGCUUAAUUGAUUUAUCAAGUUUUAAGAAUCUAAAGGUCUUUCUAUAAAAUAAAAAUAUAGAAUAAGUCUUAUAUGUACAUGUCUAAUAUGCCAAACUAAUGGAUGAUAUAAAAAGUACAUGGAAAUGUACGUGUUUAACUGGUGAUGUUUUCUUUGUACAUGUAUGGAUUAUGGGCAUGAUGUAUAUAAUCAUUCGUUAAAAUAUGUACAUUUAAUAAAUCACGUUAUAAUGACUUUGUCAUUCCUGACAUAAGUACCUGGGCAUUACCUGGGCAUUACCUGGGCAUUACCUGUACAUGUGCACUCACAACCAAAAGAAAAUUUGAAACAGAUUUUAGGUAUAUAGGUCUAUAAGUUUUGAUAGUCAAUAAAUAGGAUAUUUGCCGAAAAACUCACUUCAGUAAAAAAGCGAAACCACUUUUGUCAUACAUCACAGACACAUUAUUUUGUUAAGAGAGUUUUUUUUAUUAUUAUUAGAGAAAAAUGAAAAUUGGUUAAAUCAUUAAUAACAGGUAAUGCCUAGUGUUAUUAAAAUCAUCUGUAAAUAGUUAUUGUGUAUAUUAGCAAUACCAUGACAUUUGAUGACUGUUUCAUCAUUACAAGGACCAAACUAUAGCACAUUUCCAUUUAUUUUGAUGAGUAGUCAGUGCUUAUGUAGUCAGUGCUGAACUAGUCAGUGCUUAAGUAGUCAGUACUCAGUAGUGUCAGCUUGGCGGAUACUCUGUGUAUCAGCUGUAUAUGCCUGUUGAAAUCUUGCCAAUUUUGUGUAUAUAAUAUGAUAUGUAAGAAAGUCUUCUUAGUCUGUGCUUAGUUUUAUUUGGUUCCUUUUUAAUUAUAUAUGUAUGUUUAAAUCCAUAUUCUUUUGAUGUAUGAUAAUUGAUGUUUCGUUACUUUGCUUAUUUCAUUUGCUCAGAUUUUCUGUUUUAAUAUAUACAUUUUCUGUAGAUUAGUAUUUCAUAGAUUUUAAAACUAUAUUUAUUUCUCUACUCUAUUAAUAGAUUGCUUGAUUUUACUAUUAACAUAUUUUAAUAACACUGUUUUAUCUAAAAUAGUCUUAAGAUUUUUUUAGCAUUCAAGAAAACUUGUUCAAGAAUGUGUGAUUGUAUGUGAAUGAAUACCUACAUGUUAAGUGUGAUUUUCAGUAUGGAAACAGACUUAUUUUUAAGUUAACAGUUUUAAAGAUAGUUAUAUGAACUUAAGUUAAGUUUAUCUCGUGAAUGUUGUACUGGUGGGACUUUUUUCGUCUCAGACAUCUCAACAAGUAUUACCAUGUACAGUAGCGUCAGUAUUGUGAAAUGUGGUCUUGUGAAAACUGCAGCUAUGUGGAAACAUUGUUAUUAUCUGUUGUAAUGCAGUGGUGUUGUAAAUUCUGUCCUUUUUUUAGAAUUCUUGAAUUAUUUAAUUUUAAAAAUCUCAGAAAUAUUAUAUGCACUAUUUUCUUUGGAUUUGAUAAUUGUUUCUAUUUGUAUAGGUGCCAAUAUAAAUUGGAACUUAAAUAAAACCCUAGUCCUUACUUGAUCUACUUUUGUCUAUAAAAUGUUAUUGAAAAAACACUGAAUUUUAUAUUUUAUCAAGAAUCUUUUUAAUAUUUCUAUGCAAGUGACUGAAUAUGAACUCUGUAAUAGACGAAUGUAUGAAUUUUUGUGAGUUGUGUAUAUGUGUACUUGUAUGUUGUCAAAAGAAGAAUACGAAAUAUGGCCUACUCUUACAAAUUAUGGUCUACCUAACUUGCGUAGAUUUAUUUGUCACAUUUUAUGAUGAAAGCAAAGAGAGAAAUAAAUAUUUGUGAAACUA